AUGCCGAUAUCAGCUCUACCUCAACCCACCGUCCGUCAUCUUGGCUCCUCGGUCGUCAUCACUAAGCCUUGCGACGUGGCCAAGGAGCUCCUUGACAAUGCCAUCGAUGCCGGAGCUAGCUUUGUUGAGGUUGUAGUUUCUCCCAAUUAUCUCGAUACAAUACGAGUGCGUGACGAUGGCCAUGGAAUCGAUGUUGAAGAUUUUGAUGCUCUCGGCCGACAUGCUCAUACCAGCAAGUUGAGAGCGUUCGAAGAGCUUGGGUCGAGAGCCAGGGAGACUCUUGGUUUUCGCGGCGAGGCCCUUGCGGCUAUGAAUACUCUGGCUGCUAUCACCAUCACGACUCGAACGGCCAAAGAUGUUGUAGCGACUCGUUUGCAGCUCAAGCCUGUCGCUGGAGGCGUUGAUAACAGACAACCGGUAUCGGCUCCCGUUGGCACAACCGUUCAUAUCACCAAGCUUUUCGAAACUCUGCCUCCCAGAAAACAAUAUUGUUUGAAGAACAGCGCCAAGUACAUACAAUCUACGAAAGAUCUCCUGAAAGCUUACGCCCUAGCCCGACCUGACCUUAGACUGUCAUUCAAGGUUCUUGGAGAGACCACUCACUGCUGGUCAUAUGCCCCAGUUUGCGCCGGAGGAGUGAAAGAGGCCGCUAUACAGAUAUUUGGAACUUCCUUGGCCAAUAAUUGCGUCCAUGUGUCUCGCAAUUCAGGAUGCGAUCAAACAGCAUCUAAUCAACUCAACCAACAAAUACCCGAAGAUUUCAUAUUGGAAGCAUUUAUCCCCAAGCCUGGUUUUGAUGUCCAAGCUGUCAAGGGAAAGGGAUUUUAUUUAUCCAUUGACUCAAGGCCGAUCUCGUCUAAGGACGCCAUUGCUAAAAAGAUCACAACCAUUUACAAAUCAUAUCUGAACCGGGCGGCUGGCACCGGAGAGCCUUGUGCUAACAUACCUAACCCCUUCGUACAGCUCGAUAUUCGGUGUCCCCCUUACAGUUAUGAUGCCAAUGUGACACCGCUAAAGGAUGAAGUUGUGUUUGGGAACGAAGAUACGAUUACGGCCUGUUUUGAGGGACUUUGUCGGAGAAUAUACCCUCAAAGAUCCAGCAAUGUUUCUGUCACAAACCAGAGAACUUUAGGGCACGAGAAGGAUAUUGAGACAUUGAGAGAAGGUAAAGCUGGAAGUGAUGGCAUCCGGUCAUACUUGGUGAUCGAUGAUGUGUCCCAUACUCGGACCCCAGACUCUUCUUCGAAUCCCCAGCCGCUGGGCAAUGUACAACAACUGACCGCGGCCCAGGGAACAGCAAACAGAGACCAAACAACUAAUCAAGAAAACAUACCUUCGCUGCUGUCCCACGAAUCUUGCACACAAAGCGCAACCUCGUCAGCCAGAAUGAGAACAUCAAAAAUUGUAAACAUGUCACGGACCAACAGCAAUUCUACUGAUGAGGAUGGCACUGCCAACAGCGUCGAUAUACAGGUGCCCUUAUCGCUCAUGACAGCAACCGUUAUCCCCUCUAGCAAACGGGCUAGCGGGAGCUUACGAAUCCCCAAGAUGUCUGCAUCAGAGAAUAUCGAAAGAUAUCUCCUCUCAAGCAAAAAUGAAACCUUCCAGAUAGCGACGGAUGAAACAGCCACCAAGAGAACCUACCCAUCUUCCGUGACUUCAACAUCGCCUGCGAAGCUCCCCGACCGCAUACCUCUUCAGCCUUUGACUGAGUCCAUGUUAAAUGCGAUGAAUGGCAUAGCAGAUUCGGAAUCUGACACUUUAAGUGGUGGAUCUGAUAUAUCAGAACCGUCGAGAAGUGUUGCGGAGUGGCCAACACCUCCUUCAUCUGGCAACUUACGAAGCGCGAGACCAUUUAAUUCCCCAUUCAGACCUCCACUUGGGGCUGCACAAAGAGACAGCCCAGCUAGUAAUACCGCGUAUACACGGUCACGGCUGAGGGCCCCGGAGAGCGGCAGAGUAAUACCAUUUACUUUGCCAGGGCAAACCCGUAUCCAGCGGCCAGCCGCACUUGGACGGACUGCCCAACGGACGGGCUUGCUGGGAACCCCUAUGUCUGAUACAGGUAUAGGAGUGACUCACCUUCAGCUACACCCCCAAAGAGUACAUGGGUUGAGCCUCCAGGGAGACAACAUGGGCCAGAACUUGACACAAGAUCCUGAACUAGCAUCACGGCCGGAUACCCGAGAUGAUGUCUCACAGCCGUAUCUCUCCUUGCAUGGACCGGGUCAGUACUCGCAUAUUACGCAGACUCCCUCAAUGAGAAUUCUACCCCCCAGUGUCACAGCUCAAAAUGAUCCGAGUGCUGGCAACAGUGUCUCAAUGGUUCAGAUGCCGGAUGCUAUAUCAUCCACCUCCUUAGUUCGCGAUGGACCACGGGAUAUUACGCCUCAUGGCAAUACGAAUGACAACACGGAAGACCCGAGGCUUUAUCUUAUCAAGCGGCGACGUUCACAGGCAAGACAUGGCAUUGCGAGACGACUCUCUUCUCGUCGGCUUCCCCUUGAAGUAAUUCCCCAUCACUUGACGAUGCAGAACACUUCCACUUCGCUCGCGCCUUCCCUGAGAAAGGUUAAGUUAUUGGCGCGACGAGUUCGUUUGCUGGACUAUGGCUCCAUACACGGUAAUUGGGGACACGCCGUAGAGUUUAAAAGCAUGGAGGAGGUUACCAAGCUGGAAAAUCGUCUCCAGCAUGCUGUGGAAGCGUGGAAACAAAGUCUGAACAAGGCUGUUGAAGUGGAAUAUAAGCUACGGUCAGUAGCAAAGGGCAAA
Messenger RNA from Trichoderma virens Gv29-8, 2772 nucleotides. RefSeq lists its product as uncharacterized. The record is from RefSeq and is a predicted model, not a curated record. Gene Ontology annotation, molecular function: mismatched DNA binding; ATP-dependent DNA damage sensor activity; ATP hydrolysis activity. Gene Ontology annotation, cellular component: MutLalpha complex. Gene Ontology annotation, biological process: mismatch repair. NCBI's taxonomy places the organism in Eukaryota, Fungi, Ascomycota, Sordariomycetes, Hypocreales, Hypocreaceae. The transcript has 2 exons. The annotation marks the transcript as partial.